UUGCUUGUUUCAGGUAGAAUAAGCCAUCAAGAUGACGACGAAAUCAUACAGCAAACACAAGGAGUACAAGGAGAUAUCCAGCAGAGGCACUGUGCCUUACACUGACGAACAAUUCGACAUGAUGAAAUCCGAGCUCCUACCCAAAGGCAGUAAACUGGACUCAUUGGCCCGCUGUACUGGCACCCGGGAGUACCACUACGAGUACAAAGAAGAGAAGCUUCCAGGUGGGAAGUAUGAUCGGAAGGACUACCAUACUGUUGAGGAGUACACGAUUCCUGAUAGAAGUUUGCCAAAGUCUGCAGAAAGUAGCUCCUAUUACUACGAGAAAGAAGAGAGGGAAAUACCUGCUAUUACCACUGGUACCAGGACAUAUAAUUACGAAACAACUGGCACCUCUCCUGUUUAUUCCAAAGUGAAUUCAAAAGUGACAAAGGAAAUGUCUCAGAACGUCGAGGAGUUGGAUUCUCUUCUGGACGAUUUGCAGAAGGAUCAAGAACGUCAAUUGUAUAAAAGUGGUUACACAUCGGAUACCGCUGAGAGUACUUCUUUUGACUACAGGCGUGGUACUCCAGUGAAGGCAGCUCCCUCUAGUGGUUAUUCAACUUUGAAGCACGAGGAGCGUUUAGAGAGCUCGUCUUGGGGCUCCAGCCCUGCACCAGUUCCCACCCUCACCAGAGCCGCUGAAUUGCGCCAGCAGAUGUAUAGAGAAGAGAAAACUGAGUCCCGCGUGGUGCCGGCGGUGGUGCCAGCGCCGGUGGCACAGCCAGUACCCGCCGCAGUCUGUACACACUGCCACCAGCCACCCGGCACCACUGGCACUUUACCACGUGGCAGUACACCAAUGAACAAGGUGACUACCACAGUGAAGACGUACACUUAUGAAGUGCCCGCCGACACUGACCCCAGUGUGCCAAUACCUACACACGCUGACACACACACAUAUGUGUGUAAUGACACACAUCGCACGGCAACACUGAGUCGUCCAGUAGAUGGUUCUCCAGCGCCGGGAGGUUGCCAGUAUUGCUCUCAUUGCAACACUCGUCUGCACUACAGCCGCACACAUCUCACUACAGACGAACAUACAACUAGUAAUGAACGUAUGGUGUACCCGAAUCCCACCAACGAGUCCCACGUGCCCCACGUGCCCCACGCGCUGCCCACAGAGCCGCACAAUGGACACGGCCCAUAUGGUCCAACAACAUAUAAAUACUCUGAGACGAGCUAUUCCUCGCACAACUCCACCCUCAGCCCGCCCCCGCACGCCCCCCACGCCCCUCACAGGCACCCCUCGCCCUCCCCCGCGCCAUCCCCGGCGCCCUUCCCUCGCCCUCACACGCCCUCGCCCUCGGAGCAGCAGCCGCCCAAAAGGCUCGACGAUCUGCUCGCUGACUUCCCUGAAGCUAGAUUCCCAACACAAACUGACGGUGUACGACGUCGUAUAGAGACGUCGACGCGGGAGACGCGCGACACUUCACACACGAACGCAACGCCCACUCCUAACACUGGGGUGAAGCCCACGCCCAACACUGGGAUGAAGCCCACACCCGUGGGUUCCAGCAAGAACGUUGCCGGACCCGCCGUGUACUACCCCCCGGGACAUACGCCCUUCGCCCCCAAGAAAGAAGUCGCGGGAUAUGAAGCUAGUGCAAUGCAAGGUGGCGGUGCGUACGCGUCAGGUCGCGGUAUGUACGAGUACGAGUCUGGUGCUCGCAGCAAGGAGAAGCACUACGAGAAGAAGACCGCAGUGCCCGUCUGCCUGCCGCUCUGCUGUGCCAUGCCUUGCGUCAUAUUGUAAACUGACAACCACUACAUAAAUAUACAGUACAACAGAUAAACACAAAUUUUGGGGGUUCGGAUUCAAUAUAAAAGGUUAAUCAACAAAAAGUUAAGACCCCCAAAGUAUUUUGGGGGUCCUUUUCUUAAGUAAAUUUUAUUAUAGCUAACUAAAUAUUCGGUUUUUUCUGACAAUUUAAAUGUUUGGGGGGUCUUUGAAAAUGUGUUUAUAAAUAUAUAAUUUUAUUUUAGUUAUGACUUGUUUUUUAAACUAUGCGCUUUUAAAUGCAAAUAACACCAAUGAAAUACUGCGGCUCCGAACAUCGUACGAGUUCAUGUACAGGAUACAAUUAGAGGGAUAUCAAAAUAAGCCCUCAAUAUAUUUAAAAAAUACUAUUUACUAAAAUCUAUACAAAUGUACGAAAUAAUUGUAAUUUAAAGACAAUUUGGGUUCACUUAUUUUAUCUUUUUUUUUGACAUUAGGCUCUAUUUUCUGUA
Messenger RNA from Papilio machaon (common yellow swallowtail), 2271 nucleotides. RefSeq names its product mucin-5AC-like. The transcript has 13 exons. The record is from RefSeq and is a predicted model, not a curated record. The coding region runs from base 32 to 1795 and encodes 587 amino acids. Lineage: Eukaryota; Metazoa; Arthropoda; Insecta; Lepidoptera; Papilionidae.